This is a messenger RNA of Nasonia vitripennis (jewel wasp), 549 nucleotides long. Its product is annotated as putative protein TPRXL. NCBI's taxonomy places the organism in Eukaryota, Metazoa, Arthropoda, Insecta, Hymenoptera, Pteromalidae. The record is from RefSeq and is a predicted model, not a curated record. The coding region runs from base 1 to 549 and encodes 182 amino acids. The transcript is spliced from 4 exons.
AUGCUAGACUACGUGUCCUGGGCAAUAGACGUAGUUGAAACAUUGCCACAACCACCAAAUGCUGCUUUGCAACAAUUGGCGCCGCGACGAUCGCCGACAGCUGACCCGCCUCGACGAUCCUCGGUAGCUGACCCAUCGCGGCGAUCGCCGACAGCUGACCCGCCUCGACGAUCCUCUGUGGCUGAUCCGCCGCGGCGAUCACCAACGGCUGAGCAGCCUCGGCAAUCCUCGGCGACCCGAAGAAGACGGUCGCGCUCGAGCUCGAGCUCGAGUUCGAGUUCAAGUUCGAGCUCUAGUUCGAGUUCCAGUUCAAGCGGAACAUCUUCGAGUUGUGCGUCGUGCAUAUCGGUCCAAAAUCGCAAAAGCAUACGCGAUCUUGGACCGAUUCCCAAGAUUGAGAAGAGGAAAGCAACAGAACAAAUGGGAAAUGAGCAAAAGAGGAAGGUGGCAGAGAGUAAGAAAGAGAGAGAGACGACACCAAACCCGGGAUCAUCAACAAUGGACUCCUCAGAAGUAGCAAGACCAGCACUGAGACGCAGCUUCCUAUAA